CUGGCGCGGUGUCCGUCGUCAUGUUCACUCUGUGUAUGUCGCGUAGUAAUCCCCAUCUAGCGGACGCACAGCAGAACAGAGUAGCCAUCAAACAAGUGAAAGGAGGAUAUCUGCUGAGAUACCGACGUGGUUUUUUCUGCCCCAAGUGGAGUGAGGAGUGGGUGGUACUCUACGAGGAUUCCACAUUGGCGUGGUAUUCAGACAAGGGCCUCAGCAGACCGAAGGGCUACAUCAGAAUAAGCGAAGCUCCCGAGCUGCUAGCAGUAGGAGAAUGGACGAGGCAAGUACCGAGAAGGCCAAGAUUUCCACGAGCAUGUCGCAUAGGUCAAUUGCUUGCCAUUGGAAGCAGAGCUCUUCGAGAUGUGCAUUGGCUUAUGGCCCAAUCACCAGCGGAAAUCAAUGACUGGAUGACAGCUAUCAGCAAUACGUUACCGCCUCCGCCGCAUCUGCCUUUGGACGACAAAAGACUGUCACUGACGCCGCAGCAACAACAGGACAUCGUCUCUAACAAACGUCAGCAAUUAUCCAACGGUUGUGCAGUGGCUGUAAGAAACGGAUGCUGCCACCAAGAACGCAGUUCCACCACCACCACAGAAACUUCCCCCCCAAAACAGCACAGCAGCUAUGGAGCAGACCACACCGUCCUCUCCGGUGUCUGCAUCGACUGGGGUCACGGAUGGGGAUGGGGCCAAAACUCGUGGGCAGCCCAUGUUGGGACACUGUGCGCACAUGAAUCCGCGUCCAUAGUACCAGUUGCUUCCUCCGUCUACUGUCAUUCGGCUGAGGACUAUACUGUGGGAGGAAUGGACGAAGUGGAUUGGAGCGCUUUUGGAGAUUUCAGUUUCUAGAUCAGGACUUUGAAGGUCCCAAUACAGGCUUAUCCAAUUUGCGGGUCUCAUUGUGCCAAAACUGGAUUACCAACAUUCCUAGAUUCGGCGACGAGUGAAUGAAUAAAAUGAAAACAGAAAAAUGAAAUGAAGUCAAGUCUAAACUAUUCGAAUAUUCAAGGACCACACUUUUUCAAUCGUUCCGAUAUGAUACGCCAAACACUUGAGUAUUGAAGUUGAUUGAUUUCCUGUGAGAUAAUUCCCACCAGAGUACAGUGCAUAUGGCUGGAUCUGCUGAAAAUUUCAGUAACGGAAGAUAAACAAAAAACUUGUUUUCGAAGACUGAGUUUGUCAACUCCAUAUAUUUCACAUCCAAACUUAUUGAUUGGAGUGACAAAUUCAACAACUAAACGUCUUUCCAUGGUAGAUGGAAAAAACAGAAGAAAAAAGGUCCUUUCUUGUACAUAAAUUGAAUAUUUUCUCAAUUGCGAUGGAACGUACACCAGCGAUAUUUCCGUUUUCUGAUUUUUCUAACUGGGUUCAUAUUUAGGAAUUUUUUUUUCCAUCUUCCAUAUGAAGAGUCUGAUUUUGAAAAAUAUUGAAUUUUCCAAUAUUUAAAACCUAUUUCCUUAAAGAAAUUUCCAAAAAUGUUUCUAGAUAUGCACUGUUCUCUAGGACCUCGAUAAAUUUGAAUGUCAUGAAAUUGCAAAUGUGAAUUAUUGUUCACUACUUGAUAAAUUCAGUUUCAUUUAAAAAUCCCUUGAUGUACAUAAACCAAACUCC
Leptinotarsa decemlineata (Colorado potato beetle) is the source of this 1610-nucleotide messenger RNA. RefSeq lists its product as uncharacterized. Gene Ontology annotation, biological process: regulation of cell differentiation. The record is from RefSeq and is a predicted model, not a curated record. Gene Ontology annotation, cellular component: membrane. Lineage: Eukaryota; Metazoa; Arthropoda; Insecta; Coleoptera; Chrysomelidae.